AACUUGUUUGCUCUCCUUCGUAAUUCCUGGUAGGUGGCUAUGGCCUGGGACCCAAGAUAAAAAUUUCAUCAACCUCCAUUUUCUCUAAAAUGGCACCGAUCGACCUCCAUUUUCUCCAACCUCCAUUUUCUCCGAUUGCCCUUGCCUGACCUCCAUUUUCUCCAAAAUUACCACACCAAGAUCUGCCACCAACCCUGUUUUCACCUUCAUUCCAUCCUCACCCAUGUUGGAAAAGCUAAGGUUGGGGCCUCUUGGGUUUUGUGGGUUUUCUGGUUUUGGGGAUUUUCAGAUCUAGGUUUUGAGGAGGAGAGUUAGCAGUAAAACAAAAUGGUAGAAAGGGAUGGAUUUAAGUAGAAUUUGAUUGAAGAACAAAAAGAAGAAAUCCCCUCCACAUUCAUUUCAGAUCUGGGGAGAAAGAGGGUUGGAUUUUAGGGAUUUUGAUUUGGGUUUUGAUGAGUCGGAAACUGGUAAACCUCCUCAUUCUUUUUUUCUGCUCACAUUCAUUUUAAAACUGGCAUUGAUUGUUCUUCGCAAGCAUGACUAUUGUUACCGUUGUAAUUUUCAUAAUUGAUACAAAGGAUUUCACCUUUGAAUUGUUCCUUGCUGGAAAUUUCUUUUUGAUUCUUUGUGAGUUGUUGGAAAUGUCUAACGGGUGCUCCAAAAAGGAUGGAUUGUGGGCAGCAACAGGCAACGUGCGGCGCUUUUUUGGUUGGAUGUUUGCUUCUUACAUUAAUGGCAGCAAGAUUAAGAAACCCAGCAGUCUCUAGAGUUGAAGAAGAUGGAGAAGUUUAGUGGCUGGGUGUGUAACGGAGACAGUCAGUGUGCCUAACAGACACCAUUAGUGUGUGACUAGAUGUGCAAAGCGAGAGGGUUCUUUUCCCACUUUCUGCUUCUGUGAAUCUGAAUUCACUUGCGGGAGAUAUUUUAAAGUUAUUAUCUACAGAAGGCAUCGGAUAUGCGUCAUCAACAGUUGCUUCGUCAGAGUACAGACUCAGUGACGGCACUGCAAGCUCCUUAUGGGGAUCUAUUAUAAUGUAUGGAAAUGGCCAAGGCUGCUGAUUUGAUUGCUUUUGUGGCAUCGGCAAACUCUUUAUGUGAAGAGGGUGCAUCUGACCUUUUUGAUUCAUUUGGAAAUCAAUGCCUUUCUGUAUUUAGGUCUAUUGGCCUGCCCAGCACUGCUCUUUUAAUUCAUGAUCUACCUUCUGAGCUUAAAAGGAGAAAUGAGUUUAAAAAGUUGUGUACUUCUAGCCUUGCUUCUGAAUUUCCUGAGGAUUGUAAGUUCUAUUCAGCAGACACAAGGGAUGAUUUGCACAAGUUUAUGUGGCUUUUUAAGGAGCAGGGGCUCACAGCACCUCACUGGCGAAAUCCGUGUCCUUACCUCAUUGCACAAGAGGUUGUUACAGUACCUGAUGAUUCCAGUCUAGGAAAGAGUACUCUUCUUCUCACUGGUUAUAUGCAUGCACACAGCCUCUCAGUGAAUCAGUUGGUCCAUGUUUCUGGUGCGGGGAUUUUCAGCUGUCCAAAAUUGAAAUUCUAAAAGAUCCAUUUCCUCUGAAUGCAAGAAAAUAACAGGAUGCUAUGGAUUCUGAUGAAUUAAAAGAUGCUAAGGUGUUUGAUCAUUUCCUUUAAUAUGAGCAAAGGAAUUGAAACUGUGAGAUUGAUCAUGACCAACAAAUUCUGUUCCUCUCCUCGGCUGCUUCAUGUUUCCUACAGAAUGUUCUCGAUAGCAUUGGGCCUUGAAUUUAUGUGUUAUUAAUUCUUUUCCUUGUAUCCUGAAUACCGUUUCUACCCUAUCAGUGGACAUGACAUCAG
This is a messenger RNA of Rubroshorea leprosula, 1812 nucleotides long. The record is from the annotation of a GenBank genome assembly. NCBI's taxonomy places the organism in Eukaryota, Viridiplantae, Streptophyta, Magnoliopsida, Malvales, Dipterocarpaceae.